AUGGCCGCAAUUAAUCUAAGAAAUUAUGUUACCACACAUUGGUCUUCGCGUGGCGAUAAGGAGGAUUUUAUAGGACCUGAACCAGGCGAGGAAGCGAAAGUGAUCGUGCGGGAACUGAUGUUCAAUGGUCUUUCUGAUCCAUCGCAUAAAAUACGCGUUGCCUGUGCAUAUGUAACGUCCAAGAUAGCGCAUGACGACUGGCCUGAAUAUUGGCCUAACCUCCUUGAUCUUUUGAAUUCCAACUUGAAGACAGGGUCCCCUGAUCAAGUACAUGGGGCUAUGAGAGUGCUUGCCGAGUUUAUAAAGUACGAUAUUACGGAUAUACAGUUUCCGCAGAUUGCAACCACUAUGCUUCCAGAAUUAUUAAAGAUUCUACAAGCAGACAAGGUCUACUCCUGUAGGACACGCGGCCGUGUAGCAGCAGUAUUCAAACAAAGUUUGGAAAUACUGCUUAUGUUGAAGGAAGAACAUCCUGAAGUCAUCAAUAGUUUUCUAAAACCAAUAAUACCUGAAUGGAUACAGACAUUUGUCAAUAUAUUGCGAGAGGCUUUGCCUGCAAAUCAAGAGAGUGAAUAUGAAGAAUAUGCAUUGAAGCUGGAUGUAAUAAAGUGUUUGAAUUUCUUGACAAAAAACUUUGCUAAAUUAUUAUCACCAUAUCUUGUGUCGUUGUUGGAGUUAAUAUGGACAGAUAUCUAUGUACGAGAAUCGGGAGAAGGUGUUAAUUUCUGCCAAGACUCUGAUGGCGGUGUGAUUGGAUUUGAAUACCUUCUGUACGCACAAUUUGAAUUCGUUGGUCUAUCUAUUCGCAAAAAGACAACAGGUGUUUUAUUUGCUGGGACCAAUGAUAAUGGUGCUUUUCUGAACGAAGUACUUUGGAUACUUAUACAUUAUAUGCAGAUCACGGAAGAGCAGGCUGAUGCUUGGAUUAAUGAUGCCAAUCAGUUCAUAGCCGACGAAGAUGAGGAGACGUACAACUACACCGUCAGAGUAGCUGCACAGGACCUUUUAUCCAUACUAUUAGAUAAAUAUCCUGAACGUACCUUUCAUGCUUUAACUGUGUCGGUUCAACGUCAUUUGGAUGAAUCCAAUAGUGCUCGCGCUGCUAAAGACCCGACAUGGUGGAAAAUACAAGAAGCUUGUUUGAAUGCUGUGGGAUUCCUUGCAAGCGAUUUGGUGGCCGCCAUAAAAGAGAAUGAUCCAAAUAUCAAUUUUGACAUAAUGGGGUUAUUCAAUCACGUAGUGAUUGGGCAUUUGAGUUGUUCAGAUCUUCCUUUCCUCCAAGGUCGUGCUCUUGUAUUUGGUGGUCAAUUUGCAUCGAUUCUCCCACCCGAAUUAGCCUCUCAAUAUGUUGCUGGUGCUGUAUCUGCAUUACAGCAGAGCGUAGCCAUACCAGUAAGAGUUUCUGCUUUACAAGCUCUAAAAAACUUUUGCCUGCAGCUGGACAAAGAAUACGUAAAACCAUAUCAGUCCGAUAUCAUCGAAGGCGUAGCUAAUUUAUUUAGUCACGCGUCUGAGGACUCGCUUGUUCUUGUACUUGAGAUCAUUGAGCAAGUGAUUAAGAUCGAUCCAGUUGUAACCGCACAAUAUGAACAAGUCCUGGGUCCGUUGAUUAUUGAUAUUUGGGAGAAGCAUCCGACAGACGUAAUCAUUGAACCCGUAGUGGUGGACCUUUUUGAGACAUUGGCUAAUAAUUCAACGGCGUAUAGUACUUUUCAAGCCAGAGCACUGCCUCAUAUUGCCAAGGCCAUAGCUGAGCCACCAGAGUCUGGUGUUGCUGCUUCAGCUAUCGAGGUAGUUAGUCGUUUCAUUAAGGCGGGUCCUUCCCCAUUACCAAAUGAAUACGUACAAUACGUAUUUCCGCCGUUGAUUCGUUUGCUGUUAAGCACCGAAGAUCGGGAGAUAUUGCAGAAUGGACAAUCGUGUCUAAAAUAUUUCGUACAAAAAGAUUGUUUGGCACUUGCUCAAUGGACUGAUGCUAACGGGAAGACUGGACUCGAUUAUAUCAUACAGUUCAUUGCAAGGUUACUUCAGCCAGCUGAAGAGGAAGGAGCUGCAUUAUUCGUUGGGACGCUUAUCGUUAAACUGAUUCAAAAAGCUGGCGAUAAAAUAGUUCCUGUGCUUGGAGAGUUGUUGCAAGCAGUAGCCAUGAAAUUGGAGAGCGCCAAGACGGCUACAUUUAUACAGUCGAUGGUCAUUGUAUUUGCUCAUUUGAUUCUUACUCAGUUAGAAACAGUUGUUAAUUUCUUAAGUAAUCUUAAUAUUAAUGGGAAGAAUGGUCUUGAGAUACUGUUGAGUAUGUGGUUUGAGAAUUAUGAAUGUUUCCAAGGAUAUUACAGUCAGAGAGUCAGCGCCAUCGCAUUAACUAAAUUGUUUUUAUCGGGUGAUCCGAGAGUAUUAAAUGUUCAAGUACAAGGUGAUCUAAUUGUUACAAAUACAAACAGGAUAAUGACAAGAUCGAGAGCUCGUCAAAACCCGGAUCAAUACACAAUCGUUCCUGCGUCAGUGAGAAUUAUCAAAUUACUCAUGUCCGAUCUGCAGAACGAGAGUGCUGCUGAACCUCAAAGACUAGACGUUGAAGACGAAGAAGAGGUUGAAGGUGGCGAGUCGGUUGACGAUGAUGGUGAAUGGGAAGACGUUGAUGAAUCGUCCCCAUUUGCACCGCAAGAAGAUUAUGUCGUGCUCGCAGACUAUUUGAAUAGAGACGUGGACUUUGACGAUAUAGAGAGCGAUGCAGAAUUAAGGGAAGAUCCUAUUUAUCAAACAAACCUAAAG
Molecule: messenger RNA, 2772 nt
Organism: Paraglomus brasilianum
Lineage: Eukaryota; Fungi; Glomeromycota; Glomeromycetes; Paraglomerales; Paraglomeraceae
Source: the annotation of a GenBank genome assembly